GCAGGCCUCGCGGUUGCUCAGUAGAGCGCUUUUUGGUAUCAGGAACAUGGCAGCGUCCUGACUCUUGUUGAGGAGGGGGGAUACGCGGCAGAACUGAAGCACUGGCUGAACUCAGUGAACGGUGGUGGGGCUGAGGAACGGCAACAAUUAACACCCAUUAACGAAUUAACAGGUCUUGGGAAAAGAUGAAUGUCAUCAAAGACAACAAAGACCUGGCCUGUUUCUACACCACCAAACACUCCUGGAGGGGAAAAUACAAACGAGUCUUCUCUGUGGGGACACAUGCCAUCACCACUUACAACCCUACCACGCUAGAAGUAACAAAUCAGUGGCCUUAUGGAGACAUCUGUGGUAUUGGUCCAGUAGGAAAAGGUCAAGGGACAGAAUUCAGCCUCACCUUCCGUAAAGGCAGCGGCAAGAAGUCGGAAACGCUCAAGUUCUCAACAGAGCAUCGGACAGAGCUACUCACAGAAGCACUGAGAUUCAGAACAGAGUUUUCAGAGGGGAAGAUAACUGGUAGGCGUUACAACUGCUAUAAGCACCACUGGAGCGAUACGCGGAAGCCUGUGAGUUUAGAGGUGACACCUGGCGGCAUCGACCAAAUCGACCCCCACACUAACAGAGUGGUGUGCUCCUACGACUAUCGAAAUAUCGAAGGCUUUCUAGAGGUUUCUGAUUACCAGGGAGGAUUCUGCAUCAUUUACGGUGGCUUCAGCAGGCUACAUCUGUUUGCAUCUGAGCAUCGAGAUGAAAUCAUCCGCAGCGCCGUAGAACACGCUGGAAACUUCAUCGGCAUCACGCUACGUUUGAGGAAGGAGCCUCUGAGCUUCGAGGGUUUUGUGACGGACAGGCUGGGGAAAUACAGCUCAGAUGACAGCAUCACCUCUCUGGCCGAGUUCGUGGUGCAGAAGAUCACAAAUCGACACCCGGAGCCAGUGAAGAGAAUCAUUGCCCUCACAGAAACAUGUCUGGUGGAGAGAGAUCCGGCUUCAUACAACAUAGUCACAAUCAAACCCUUUGGAGAGGUGUUUGCACUUAUCUGUGAUGUAGACAACCCCCAGGUGUUUACRGUGGAGUUCAUCAGAGGCCAGAUCAGGAAGUAUUCCUCUACUGAAAGAGACUCCCUGUUAGCCAGCCUCCUCGAUGGAGUCCGUGCAUCAGGCAACAGGGAUGUAUGCGUCAAGAUGGCCCCCACGCAGAGGGGGCAAAGAUGGGGUUUGCUGAGCAUGCCCGUUGAUGAGGAGGUGGAGAGUUGGCACCUCAGAUUUCUGGCUGCACCUCCCAAUGGAAACUUUGCAGAUGCAGUGUUUCGAUUCAAUGCCAACAUAUCCUACAGUGGAGUGUUACAUGCUGUAACCCAAGACGGUCUUUUCUCAGAGAACAAAGAGAAGCUCAUCAACAACGCCAUCCUGUCUCUUUUAUCCCAAGAGUCUGAGCUGCCGGCUUCAAACGCCGAGCUGGAAAGCCAUUUUCAGGCCAUCCGCCGCCUGGUGGCCUCCAAGGCUGGUUUCCAGGCCUUCACUCAGCUGCCCAAGUCUGGUCAUGGGUCUGGACUCACAGAUGCAGCGUUUAGAGAAAAAUUGGGAGUAAAGACUGUAAAAGCUUUAAAAAGGAACAACAACAGUGUGACUCAUGCUGCUAUAGACAUGCUGUGUGCUCUUAUGUGUCCAAUGCAYGACGAUUAUGACUUGAGACAAGAGCAGCUGAACAAGGCAUCUCUUCUGUCUUCCAAGAAGUUUCUGGAAAACCUUCUGGAAAAGUUCAUCACAAAUGUGGAUCAUGGAACGGGAGCUUUGGUCAUCAGCUCCUUGUUAGACUUUUUAACUUUUGCCCUCUGCGCCCCCUACAGCGAAACCACUGAUGGGCAGCAGUUCGACAUGCUGCUUGAAAUGGUUGCCUCUGAUGGACGGACGUUAUUCAAACUAUUCCAGCAUCCCUCCAUGGCGAUAGUGAAGGGAGCAGGCCUGGUAAUGAAAGCCAUUAUUGAGGAAGGAGAUAAAGAAAUAGCCACAAAGAUGCAAGAGCUGGCUUUGAGUGAAGGGGCUUUGCCAAGACAUCUGCACACGUCUCUGUUCACCAUCAGCGCAGACCAGCGCAUGCUUACCAACAGACAACUGAGCCGUCACCUGGUGGGAUUGUGGACAGCUGAGAACCCUGUAGCCAUGAACCUCCUUAAAAGGAUCCUUCCGACAGGUUUGUUAGCUUAUAUGGACAGCCCUGACGCCGUCCCGGAGAAAGACGUGGACAGGAUGCACAUUCGCGACAACUUAAAAAUAGCCACGGAUCAGCUAAAUCGCAACAAGGUGCCUGAGUGGCAGCGGAUUGCAGGUAAAGCAGCCAAAGAGGUGGAGAAGUUUGCCAAAGAGAAAGCUGAUCUGGUGCUGAUGCACUGGAGAGAUAAGAUGGGCAUUGCUCAGAAGGAGCAGGACAGAAACAACUUGAAUCCCAACCAAAAGCCUGUCAUCCUGAGGAAGAGGAGGCAGAGAAUUAAGAUUGAAGCAAACUGGGAGCUUUUUUAUUACAGAUUUCAGCUCGACCACGCUCGCUCAAACCUCAUCUGGAACCUUAAAACCAGGGAGGAGCUGAGGGAUGCUCUGGAGGGCGAGAUGCGUGCUUUUAAUGUGGACCGCGAACUCGGCAACGCCACCGUCAUUUCCUGGAACCACCAGGAAUUUGAGGUGAAAUAUGAGUGCCUUUCUGAUGAAAUAAAGAUUGGGGAUUAUUAUCUGCGUCUGCUGCUGGAGGAAGAUGAAAAUGAUGAAUCGGGUGCCAUCAAGAGAUCAUACGAGUUCUUCAAUGAACUCUACCAUCGUUUUCUGCUCACGCCCAAAGUAACGAUGAAGUGCCUGUGCCUGCAGGCGCUUGCAAUAGUGUACGGCAAGUGCUUCGAAGAGAUCGGGCCCUUCACAGACACAAAAUACAUUGUGGGCAUGCUAGACCGGUGCACAGACAAGCUGGAAAGGGACAGACUCAUCCUCUUCCUCUACAAGCUCAUUCUUCAUAAGAAAAAUGUGAAGGACGUGAUGGACUCGAACGGGGUUCGGAUCUUGGUGGACCUGCUCACCUUGGCCCAUCUGCACACCAGCAGAGCCACUGUGCCUCUUCAGAGCAACGUGCUGGAGGCGUCACCAGACAUGAAGAGGGAGGGGGAGAAGGAGUGGUACUUUGGUAAUGCUGACAAAGAGAGAAGAGGACCUUUCAGUUUUGAGGAGAUGCAGGAGUUUUGGAACAGUGGUGUCCUGACAGCAAAGACUCGCUGCUGGGCUCAGGGAAUGGAUGGUUGGCGCCCCUUGCAGGCCAUUCCUCAACUGAAGUGGUGCCUGCUGGCGACGGGGCAGGCGGUGAUGAACGAGUCCGACCUGGCCACUCUGAUCCUCAACAUGCUCAUCACCAUGUGCUCCUAUUACCCCAGCAGGGACCAGGAUAAUGCUGUCAUUCGACCUUUACCUAAAAUCAAGAGGAUGAUUGGCGACAAUGCCUGCCUCCCACAUAUUGUUCAGCUGCUUUUGACUUUUGACCCUAUUCUGGUGGAAAAGGUUGCCAAUCUUUUGUACCUGGUGAUGCAGGACAACCCCACUUUGCAACGCCUCUAUUUGACGGGGGUCUUCUUUUUCAUUAUGAUGUACACAGGCUCCAAUGUGCUUCCCGUAGCGAGGUUCCUGAAGUAUACUCAUUUGAAACAAGCCUUCAAGUCAGAGGAGUCUAAGGGUCAGGACAUUGUGCAGCGUAGCAUUCUGGGUCCAGUGUUGCCUGAGGCCAUGGUGUGUUAUCUGGAGAACUAUGAGGCUGAGCGCUUCUCAGAGAUAUUCCUUGGGGAAUUUGACACACCUGAGGCCAUUUGGAGCAGUGAGAUGAGGCGUAUGAUGAUCGAGAAGAUAGCGGCUCAUAUAGCUGACUUCAGCCCCAGGCUGCAGAGCAACACACGGGCGCUUUACCAGUACUGUCCCAUCCCUGUGAUCAGCUUCCCUCAGCUGGAUAACGAGCUCUUCUGCAACAUUUACUACCUCAGGCACCUGUGUGACACCACACGCUUCCCCAACUGGCCCAUUCGUGAUGCUGUGAAACUGUUGAAGGAUACUCUUGAAGCCUGGAAGAAGGAGGUGGAGAAGAAGCCACCCUCGAUGUCUGUGGACGACGCUUAUGAAGUGCUGAACCUCCCCAAAGGACAGGGCCAGCACGAGGAAAGUAAAAUCAGGAAAGCUUACUUCAGACUGGCACAGAAGUACCAUCCUGACAAAAACCCAGAAGGAAGGGACAUGUUUGAGAAAGUUAACAAAGCGUACGAGUUCCUUUGCACUAAAUCUGCCAGAAUCGUGGAUGGUCCUGACCCAGAAAACAUAAUUCUCAUCCUUAAAGCCCAGAGCAUUCUUUUUAAUCGACACAAACAAGAACUGGAACCUUACAAAUACGCCGGUUAUCCAAUGCUCAUUAAAACCAUCAAGAUGGAGACUGAGGACGAGCAGCUUUUCUCUAAACUGUCCCCUCUCCUCCCGGCUGCUGCUGAACUGGCCUUCCACACGGUAAACUGUUCGGCUCUGAACGCAGAGGAGCUGCGUCGAGAGAACGGCAUCGAGAUACUGCUGGAGGCGCUCUCUCGAUGUGUCGCUGUAUUAACUGCAUCCAGUAAACCUGAUGACAUGGCUGUACAGGUGUGUGGGCACAUCUGCAGGUGCUACAGCGUAGCAGCUCAGUUUGAGGAAUGCAGGGAAAAGAUCAUCGAACUACCCAGCAUCAUCCGGGACCUCUGUCACAUCCUGUACUACGGAAAGGGUCUUCCAAAGACAGCAACUCUGGCGGUUCAGUGCGUCAGCUCCUUCGCAAUAGAUUUCUUCCUACAGACCCAUCUUUACCACGCCGGUGUGCUCUGGCAUCUGCUGUUUCAUCUGUUCAACUACGACUACACGCUGGAGGAGAGCGGCGUGCAGGCCAGCCAGGACACAAACCAGCAGGAGGUCGCCAACAGCCUGGCUAAACUCAGCCUGGUGGCRCUCAGCCGUCUGGGAGGCUACCCUCAAACACCCAGCAACCCAGAGGGCAACAACCCUGUUUCAGAGACUAACGGCGUAGACGGCACGCCUCCAGAAAACCCCACGAUCCGCAAGAGUUUAGCCGCCAUGCUAACGCCGUACAUCUCAAGGAAGCUGGGAACGGGAGCCCCCGCAGAGGUCUUGAAGCUGCUGAACAGUAACUCAGAGACGCCCUAUCUGAUCUGGAACAACGGGACACGAGCCGAGCUGCUGGAGUUCCUCGAGGCUCAACAGGAGGGAAACAUCAAACGAGGGGAGAACGAUAAGCAUUUUGGUGCAGAUUUUAUCUUCAGUGAUCACAGCAAAGAGCUCAUAGUUGGGGAGAUUUUUGUCAGAGUUUACAACGAGCAACCUUCUUUCCCUCUGGAAUACCCCAAAGCGUUUGCUGCCAGUCUGCUGGACUAUGUGGGCUCCCAGGCUCAGUACCUGCACACUCUGCUGGCCAUGAGUCAGAGCAACAAGGUGGAGUCGCAGCAGCAUGCAGAGAGACUCCGCUUUGCUGAGAUGGCUUUAGAAGCUCUCCGUAACGUCAUCAAGAACAACCCCGGUUCAGAGUCGGAGUGUAUCGGCCAUUUCAAGCUGCUCUUCUCUUUGUUACGGGUUCAUGGAGCUGGCAGAGUGCAGCAGCUGGUUUUAGAGGUCGUGAAUACGGUGACCUCAAACCAAGAGUGUGUGAGCAAUAUCGCAGAUUCCCUGGUGUUGUCCAACCUUUUGUUACUGCUGCAUUCCCUUCCCUCCAGCAGGCAAAUGGUGCUGGAAACUCUUCAUGCUCUGACUUCAAACACAAAGAUAGUCAAAGAAGCAAUGGCCAAAGGUGCUCUGAUCUAUUUGCUGGACUUGUUUUGUAACUGCACACACCCCCAGGUCCGCACUCAGACCGCAGAGCUUUUCUCCAAGAUGACCUCAGACAAGCUGGUCGGGCCAAAGGUGCGUCUGACUCUGAUGCGUUUCCUCCCGGGUGUAUUCAUGGACGCCAUGCGGGACAAUGCCGAGGCGGCAGUGCAGAUAUUUGAAGGAACGCACGAGAACCCUGAGCUCAUCUGGAACGACACCUCRAGGGAGAAAGUGUCCACCACAGUCCGAGAAAUGAUGCUUGAGCACUUUAAACAGCAGAAGGAUAAUCCUGAUGUAAACUGGAAAUUGCCAGAUGACUUCACGGUGGCGUAUGGAGCUGGACAGGGCGAGCUGGAAGUUGGUGGAGUUUUCUUGCGUAUCUUUAUUGCCCAGCCUGGUUGGGUGCUGCGUAAACCUCGAGAGUUUCUGGUGUCUCUCCUGGAGACGCUGAGUGAGCUGCUGGAGAAAAACAACCCCAAUGGUGAGGCUCUGGAGACUGUUACCACAGCAGCAGUCUGCCUCUUCAGCACCCAAAGCCAUCUGGCGGACCAGGUUCCUCCUCUGGGUCACCUGCCUCGCAUCCUGGCAGCACUCAACCACAAGAACAACGCUGUGCCUAAGAGCUCCAUCCGCCUCAUCCACGUGCUGUCAGACAACGAGCUGUGUGUGCGAGCCAUGGCCUCGUUGGAAACGAUCGGCCCCCUGGUGGCCGGGAUGAAGAUUCGAGCCGACAUGGCCGGACUGGCUUGUGAAGCUCUCAACCGCAUGUUCCAGAAGGAACAGACAGAGCUGGUGGCUCAGGCUUUGAAAGUUGAGUUGGUUCCAUACCUCCUGAGGUUGCUGGAAGGAAUCGGCCUGGAGACGAUAGAAAACCCUUCAGCUACGAAGGCCCAGAUAGUAAAGGCUAUCAAGUCCAUGACUCGCAGUCUGCAGUAUGGAGAGCAGGUGAAUGAAAUUCUUGCCAAGUCCUCGAUCUGGAGUGCCUUCAAAGACCAGAAACAUGAUCUCUUCAUCUCAGAGUCUCAAACUGCAGGCUACCUGACAGGUCCAGGAGUUGCAGGUUACCUCACAGCAGGAACUGGCACCACAGUAUUGUCCAGCGUCCCACCCCCCGUGGACAACGACAUUGGAGACCAAGGCUGAAGGACCACCGGUCAUGCUACGGCACCCAGACUGCCCCCCGCAGUUUCACCGCCACAGCUCAGAGAGGGUCUGUUCAGCUCCCCAGAAGAGAGUGGGGGGGGGGUUGAAGAGAGAAGACCAGGGAGACCAGACCAUCAGUCUGUCACCAAGUUGUCUGCGACACUUCUACGGCGUCACUCUCCUUUCCUCUGUUUUCAAACAGCAAUGAAGUCUUCAAAAAUGCUUUGUUUUAACAAAUGACCAUAAUUUUUUUUGUUUGUUUCUUUGAAUGACAGAAAAAGUUUACUUUUUGUAUGAAUAUAUUUUUUACUCUAGAUUUUUUUUGUUUGUUUGUUUAUAUGAGAACAAUGUGGAAGGACCAGGACUUGUUGAGGACGUUGUCUCCACUCAGUCUGUUCCUGAUUAUUUUCAUGAUUCAUCUGAAGACUUGACCUGGUCUCAGAAUAUUUGGCAUUUGUGCACUUGACCUGUUCCCCUUUAUAUAAACAUGUCUUUCCAUGUCCGUGUAAUGAAUUCUAACUCUGGGUGGAAAGUACAAAGGAGAUGAGAAGAUGAAUACACAAUUACUCUGUCCCAUUUCAUCACAAAACAAAGUUGCUUUAAUGCUCAAACUAAGGUGGAUUUUUCUGGUUUUGUCAGAUUUACAGUCUUUUAUUCCUCAAAUCUUCCAUUCUUCUCUCUGUUACCCUCUCUGACAGAUAGUCUCAUUUGCUGCCUAAAAUGUUUUAAGUAGUUCUCUCCCCAGAAUGCAAAAAGCACUAGAGUAUUUAUAAGUGGUGGAAAAAAGAAAUUGGCACAGAAAAUGAGCUUCUUCUGACAUGACGAAUGACUUUGAUUAUAAAUCUAUGUGAAAGACUAGUGCAAUUUGUGAAAUGUUCAAUGUAAUAUUGCGUAUAUAAACUUUCUAUAUUGAAUGUACAUUUAAAAAGAAAAUCAGUCACAGUUGUACAUAAAUUUUAAAAAAUAAAAGGGAAUCCAAAGUUG
Austrofundulus limnaeus is the source of this 7988-nucleotide messenger RNA. RefSeq names its product DnaJ heat shock protein family (Hsp40) member C13 (gene dnajc13). The record is from RefSeq and is a predicted model, not a curated record. Gene Ontology annotation, biological process: regulation of early endosome to late endosome transport; receptor-mediated endocytosis; endosome organization. Gene Ontology annotation, cellular component: endosome membrane. The transcript is spliced from 57 exons. Lineage: Eukaryota; Metazoa; Chordata; Actinopteri; Cyprinodontiformes; Rivulidae. The coding region runs from base 186 to 7004 and encodes 2272 amino acids.